Pleurotus ostreatus (oyster mushroom) is the source of this 1662-nucleotide messenger RNA. RefSeq lists its product as uncharacterized. The coding region runs from base 1 to 1662 and encodes 553 amino acids. The transcript is spliced from 4 exons. Lineage: Eukaryota; Fungi; Basidiomycota; Agaricomycetes; Agaricales; Pleurotaceae. The record is from RefSeq and is a predicted model, not a curated record.
AUGAGACAACCUUAUUCCUUCUACGCACUCUCCGCCUUCUUCGCUUUAAUAACCGCUGCUCCUAGUGCCCCGCAAUGGAGCUUCAAUCUCAAAGAAUCAACCAGUGGAAUAGUCGCCCUCGAAUCUAUUGUCGUCUCCCCCACCCUCGCCAUCUUCUUUGACCGCGCUUCAGAUGACCCUUUGCAAAUCAACAAUCACUCUGCAUGGGGUGUCCUCUGGAAUCUCGAAACCAGUACUGCAACGGCCCUUGACGUGUUCUCAAAUUCCUUCUGUGCUAGCGGUGCACUUUUGAGCAAUGGAACCAUGGUUAGCGUCGGAGGAGACCCUCGUGGCUUCAGAGGAAACCCUGUCAUCCAACCCGGGAAUCAAGCUCUUCGUAUCUUCGAACCCUGCGCCUCUCCCACAGGCGAGGGUUGUACCCUUUUUGAGAAUCCAGAUACACACCAUCUCCUUGAAAAGCGAUGGUAUCCCUCUUCCAUCCGUAUUUUCGACGGAAGUCUUUUGAUUGUCGGAGGAACGCACGUCAAUGCGGCGUUUUACAACAUAGACCCAGCGAACACGUUUGAAUUCUUCCCCGCAAAAGAGUCUACUCCACGGCCGUCUGCUUUCCUUGAACGAAGUCUUCCAUCAAAUCUGUUCCCUCGGAUAUUCGCUCUCCCCGAUGGUCGCGUAUUCAUGGUCGCCAAUAAUCAGUCCAUCAUCUAUGAUAUUGAAGCCAAUACCGAAACGAUCCUGCCCGACAUUCCCAAUAACGUGCGAGUUACCAACCCCAUCGACGGAUCAGCCAUCCUCCUCCCUCUCUCCCCACCCGACUAUAUUCCGGAAGUUCUCGUCUGUGGAGGAACCGCAACGGACACACUCGACCCCUUGCUUCUUUCCUCUCAAACUCCCGCGUCAUCCCAAUGUAGUAGGAUUAAACUUACCGAAGAAGGAAUUAAGGCUGGAUGGCAGGUAGAACACAUGCUGGAGGGACGCACUAUGCCGGAACUCGUUCAUCUACCCAACGGACAAAUCGUCAUCGCUAAUGGUGGCGGCUCUGGUUUCGCUGCCAUCGCCACAGUCCCUGACCCCAUAGGGAAUUCCAAUGCCGACCACCCCGUAUUGACGCCCUCGCUGUACACCCCCGACCUCCCUCUUGGCCGCCGAAUCAGUAACAAGGGUAUGCCUACUACGAACAUUGCUCGUUUGUAUCACUCCAGCAUCACCCUAACCCCUCAGGGCAACUUCCUGGUUGCUGGAAAUAACCCAAAUGUCAACAUCAAUACAACAGUGGAGUUCGCCAGUGAGUUUAGAGUCGAGACCUUGGACCCUCCGUUCAUGUUCGUGGAGAGGCCCAAAUUGUUGAGUGUGCCGAAGAAGUUAAGAUUCGGGCAGAGGGUUAGCGUUCCUAUCUCCAUCCCGCGGUCGUUGAGAGCGAGCAAUAUCAAAGUCUCCCUCAUGGACCUUGGAUUUUCGACCCACGCCUUCCAUUCCAGCGCUCGACUAGUGUUCAUGGAUGCUACUAUCUCGCCGGGUAGGAACCUGCUGACAUUCACAACGCCCCCGAAUGGCAGAGUAUAUCCCCCCGGACCAGCGACGGUAUUCUUGACUGUGGACGAUGUCACCAGCGAGGGUGCAUGGGUUAUGGUGGGUAGCGGGGCACCGCCGCCAACUUUGGAGUGA